AUGAAUCUUGAGACCAACGCGUCUUCUGUAGUGUUGUACCUAAGCAUGAUCUCGACACAAAGUUCACGGAUGGAGAAUAACUCUGAGAGAAAGCUGCGUGAAAACACAGUUUCGGCUUUAAUCUUCACGUUAAGUCAGUUAACGAAUGAAUUCCGUACACGCCAGUCAAAGUAUUUGAAGGACAUAAAGAAUCGAACGAGCAAUGUCGACAACUUCCUGGUCACCACGGGGCAGUCCGAUGAUUUGCAGUGGGGUGAACUUGUUGACGUAACGCCGUCGCGAGAGUAUACCAUGGAUCAAAUUCAGCAGAUGAUGAUGAAUGAACAAGCUGUAAAAGAGCGAGAAAAGGAGGUUCUGGUGGUUAAUUCAUCCAUUCGAGAACUGAAUACACUCUUCAAGGAUUUGUCAACAAUGGUCGUAGACCAGGGCACUAUUCUUGACCGUACAACUCACGAAUUCGUCUACGGUGCUAUAGCUGAACUUGUGGACAACUCUCGAGAUGCUAUGGCAAACAAUUUACAUAUCGACUACACUCCAAAUGAAGAAUACGGUGGUAUGUUAUCUAUACUCGAUGACGGAUGCGGUAUGGAUAGAAAAGAGGCUAUUUCUGUGGUAUCGUUUGGUCAUUCCCUCAAAAGGAUGGAGCCGGGUAUGAUUGGACAAUACGGAAAUGGAUUAAAAUCCGGUGCGAUGCGUAUUGCCAAAGAUUUCAUCAUGUUUACGAAGAAAGAUGGGUUGCUGACGUGUUUGUUGUUAUCAAGAACGUUUCAUGAAAUGUACUCAUUGAAGGAGGUUUUCGUACCAGUCGCGUCAUUCACAUUGGAAGGCGGUACACGUGCUAUGUACUGUGAUUCACAAACCCAGGCGAAGAUGCACUCUCAAUCGAUGGAUGUGAUCUACAAUUACACGCCUUUUGAUUCUCAGGACGCACUUUUUGAACAGUUUGAACGUAUUAGUGGCCAAUCAGGUACCCUAAUCGUGCUGUUCAACAUGAGACGUAUCGAAACUGGUGAUUUCGAACUAAACUUUGAUACGCCAUAUGAUGUACGACUGUCGAAUUUUGAGGAGCAAAGGGAGGAGGAGCGCAACUCCUUGAGAGCCUACUUGUCUGUACUUUAUCUCAACCCGCGUAUGAAGGUCUAUCUUCGUGGCAAGAAAGUGUUAACAAAGAGGAUCUUGAGUACUUUAUUAUACCCGUAUAGAUACAAUUAUACAGCGAAAAAUCUGAAAGCAGUGCCUACAAAGGAAUUCGAGAGAUCGCGACACAAAAAGGCGAAAGCUAACUGUAAUUUUGGAUUUUGCACAGUGAAAGAAAUGCUUCGGUUGUCUUCGUCAGCUCUUGGCGAAUUUGAAGCAAAGCACCGUGGUCAGAAUAUCCACGCUAAUAAGACCCUUCGAAUAGAGCAGCGGCUGCUUGCAAAGGCUCGAGCCGAUAUGGAAGCGAAGAAAGAACAAGCUGAGAAGCGUGCAUCAUUGGCGCUGAAGGCUAAAAAUAACCCUAUUCCAUUGACGUUCUACUUUGGGCUCAACAUCCAUCAUAGGAACCGAUACGGUUGCAUGUUAUAUAACAACGGCAGAUUGAUUGAAAUGUAUGUGAAAGCAGCAGUACAAAAGGAAAAGAAUGAUUUGAUGAUGAAAUGUCUUGGUGUUGUUGGAGUGGUAGACGUGCCGUACUCCAUUUUGGAACCAACACACAAUAAGCAGAGUUUCGAAAAUAAAAGAGAAUAUCUUUCUUUGCUUCGCGCUAUGAAUGACCACAUGGAACAAUAUUGGAAGGACAUCAAUCUGGCCGGCAGUGAUGGUCCAAGCGGCAUCAAAUCAUUUUGGAAGAACUUUGGUUACGAAAACUCGGACUGGAGUUCGGAAUGCACAAAUCUGGCAGAGCAUCGCAAGAAACGGUUCCUGAGGAUUGGUCACACUAUACAGUGCGAUAAAAUGCCCUGA
Messenger RNA from Cooperia oncophora, 1944 nucleotides. The record is from the annotation of a GenBank genome assembly. Lineage: Eukaryota; Metazoa; Nematoda; Chromadorea; Rhabditida; Trichostrongylidae.